Mangifera indica (mango) is the source of this 1743-nucleotide messenger RNA. RefSeq names its product phosphoglycerate mutase-like protein 1. Gene Ontology annotation, cellular component: cytoplasm. Bases 913 to 1488 code for a protein of 191 amino acids. The record is from RefSeq and is a predicted model, not a curated record. The transcript has 6 exons. Gene Ontology annotation, molecular function: phosphatase activity. Lineage: Eukaryota; Viridiplantae; Streptophyta; Magnoliopsida; Sapindales; Anacardiaceae.
UACUCUUAACCCUAACUGAUAUUUUUAACGGAUUGGUGAGACUUUUGAAUUUUUAAAUCUCACGGGUGUGACUUUGAGAACGCACUUAAAAUUGGGUGGGAAAUAGUCCUUUGGCCAUUUAAGGACUUUGAUUUAUUUGAUAGAUGAAUGAUGGUUUUGAUUGACGUUCGUUGUGGAGCUUGUAGUAUGAUAUUUUUUUAACUGCAAUUUAUUGGAGCAAGUGAUUUGAUUAUGUGGGUAUGGUGAAGUUUGAGAUUAUUCGGAUUUUGAAGCUUGUUAAUCUUUUGAGUUGUGAUGUAGUUGGUCAUGCUGGAGUCUUGGAUUCGGAUACACUUGUUUGCUAUUUGUGUUUUUCUGUUUUAUUCAUGGUUUGGAGCAAUAAAUUGGAUAUGAAAAUCUCUGUAAUGUGGUGAGGGUUACUUUGAAGGAAAUGCACUGUGGAUGUGUUUACUUCGUGGGGUAAAAUAGAUUGAAACUAAAAGAUUUUUAAUGGAAAUUAUUAAGAGCCGGCAUUCAUUAGUAGAAGUGACAGCAAGAAUUUACCACACCGUUUGCUGAUGCCGUAUGUUUUAUUGUUGUAUGACUAAAUCAUUCUUCUGAAUUAGUAGUGGUGAAAGUGCAUAAUGUAGUAUGUAUAUGUAAGAUGAAAAGUGAUAAACUAUAAGGGUAUUGCAGAUGGUUAAAGUGGAUAUAAUAAUAUUAAAGGUUCUAAAUGAUACUGACAUCUCCACCUUCAGUAAGCCAUGAGAUUGGGUUGGUCACUGAAAAUGUGAAAUUGUAGUAGUGCAUUACUGGAUGUUUCAAUGUGUCAUGACUGCUGGGUUAUAAUAUAAGAGAUGAAGGCUCUUCACUUGUUAAAGAUAUAUUAUGCUUUCUAUAGACAGCUAAUAUUUACGAGUUUUAGUUGAAGAUAUGGCUGGUGGUGCUGGCCCAAGUUUGUAUCCAUUGCAUCGCUGCAAGACUCUUCAUCUGGUGAGGCAUGCGCAAGGAAUUCACAAUGUUGAGGGAGAUAAGAGCUUCAAAGCAUAUAUGUCCCCUGAAUAUUUUGAUGCACGCCUAACACAACUUGGCUGGCAACAGGUUGAAAAUCUGCGUAAGCAUGUCCAUGAUUCUGGGCUCUCAAAGCGGAUUGAUUUAGUAAUCGUGUCUCCCUUGCUUUGGGCUCUGCAAACAGCUGUUGGAGUUUUUGGUGGUGAGGCCUAUAAGGACAGGAUGGGUGUAGUACAGCUAAUGGUGGCAAAUUCUGGAAACAGUGGACGUGCUGCAAUUUCAAGCCUAAACUGUCCACCAUUCAUCUCAGUUGAACUUUGUCAGGAACAUUUGGGAGUUCAUCCUUGUGAUAAGAGGAGAAGCAUCAGUGAAUAUCAGUUUCUCUUUCCUGCUGUUGAUUUUUCCCUGGAAAAAAGUGAUGAAGAUGUAUGGUGGAAGGCCAAUGUUACAGAUACAAAGGAAGAAGUUGCUGCUAGGGGAUUGAAGUUCUUGAACUAGUAUACGCAUUGUACACUGGUGCAUGGGGCUCUAUAUCAAAACCACCUCCUGAACAAAUAUAACCUACAGAGACUGCAGACUGUGAACCCAUAAAAAACCUUUUACGUGAGGUUAUGGUCAUCCAGGAUAAUUACCAAAAUAUCUGAUGUCUCGAUAUUAGUUAAAUAGAUAACUGAUUGAUAAAGUGCGGUGGUCGUUCUCAUGGUCGUGAAAACAGGACUGGGCCAGCUCAACCGGGACCCAGUGGGCAGUUCA